Messenger RNA from Thermochaetoides thermophila DSM 1495, 2496 nucleotides. RefSeq names its product DNA polymerase II participates in chromosomal DNA replication-like protein. The transcript is spliced from 2 exons. Bases 1 to 2496 code for a protein of 831 amino acids. NCBI's taxonomy places the organism in Eukaryota, Fungi, Ascomycota, Sordariomycetes, Sordariales, Chaetomiaceae. Gene Ontology annotation, cellular component: epsilon DNA polymerase complex. The record is from RefSeq and is a predicted model, not a curated record. Gene Ontology annotation, molecular function: DNA binding. Gene Ontology annotation, biological process: error-prone translesion synthesis; DNA-templated DNA replication.
AUGAUGCCAAUAGAGAGCCCCCGUAAAAAGAGUCCCCGCAAGCCGCAGCAUGGCAGCCCGUCUAAGCGAUUGAAGCCGCCCCCGCCGCCCUUCUUUGCGCCCAAAAAUACUGCCCCGCCCUUGAGCGCGAUCCCCUCAUCCUCGCCCGCCUUCGCGACGCCUGCCCAUCCUCUAAAGCCCUUUCAGCCCCCAACUCCUACAAAAGCUGCCGUUUUGCCGAUCAUUCUGCCUCCCGCGACGCUUCGGCCAUUGGCUUUCCGGACUUUCACCAAAAAGCACAGCUUGACGUUGACGUCUUCGGCCCUUCAGGAGCUAGCGACCUUCAUUGGCAGGCACUGUGGCUCAGGAUGGAGGGAGGAAGGACUAGCAGAAAAAGUCCUCGAAGAAGUGGCCAAGUCGUGGAAAAAUCGCAAUGGAGGCGUCAUUGUCGAUGGGACGAGUCCGGAGCUUAAGGAUAUCCUUAAAACGCUGGAAGGGAACAUGAGUGGGGGAAGAAUCAUCAGCGGUCCGAGGGGCUUGAGUAGGCAGAAUAGCCUGCUGGAACAGGCUGAUGAUUCAGAAUUGUCGAAGACGAGAAUGGGGUUAAGGCCUACUCCAAGCCUUAGCCGCGAAGACAGCCAAGCAGGCAUGGGGGUGUCGAGCAGCAUGGACGUUGAUGAUGAACCGGACGAUGAGACAUUGCGGGACCCUAGGAGCUGGCUGAAGGUCAUAAACGCUUUUGAUCAACCGCGGUAUACAUACAACGUGGCAAAGAAGCACUUUGAAAAAAUAACCACGAAACCUUCCCUCUUCCCUCCCCCGUCCCACAAGACCGAAGCCUUUCGCAAUCGAUACAACGUCAUCCAUCAACGUCUGCUCCGCAAUGAGGCCUUCCAGACAUCCGCCGUCACCACUAGUAGACUCCGCCGAACCAACUCAGCAGCCAUGCAAUCCCACAAGAUCACGCCAAUCGCCAACCUCCUGGGUUGCCAUGGUACAAACCACAUGUUGCUUGGCAUGUUGAGCGUUCUUCCGACGGGAAACUUAGCCAUCAGCGAUUUGACAGGGUCAAUCGCUCUUGACUUGUCACAUGCCGUCGCUAUUCCCGAGGACUCGGCCUGGUUUACGCCAGGUAUGAUCGUCCUGGUCGAUGGCGUGUACGAAGAGGACGAGGAACAAGUAGGCAAAGGCCUAGGAGGCAAUAGUGGCGUUGGCGGUACAAUCGGCGGUAAGUUCCAAGGUCUUUUUAUCGGCCAGCCGCCUUGCGAACGACGCCGGGUAACGCUAGGGGUCAGCGGCCCGGACGGCGGACCAGACCACACAAUCGGCGGCGGCUUCGGCUGGAUCGACUUCCUCGGCGUAGGCAGCGAGCGCGCUGUCGGAUCACGUAUGCGCAAGCUUGAGCAGCGCCUGCUCCGCCAACCAUCCCUUGCCGACCCUGAAGCGCCCAACCGAGGCCGUAUAGUUAUCGUGGGAGAGCUCAAUCUCGAUCAACCGCGCACUUUACAAGCCCUGCGCAAGAUCCUCUCCCUUUACGCGACAGACCCCGAAGGGUCCACACCAAUGACGUUUGUCCUUACGGGCAACUUCACCACCCAUGCCGUCAUGGCCCGCGGCGGCAGCGGCGGUAGUAUCGAGUACAAAGAGUGUUUUGACGCUCUAGCAUCGACGCUCGCUGAUUUCCCCACGCUGCUGACCACCGCGACGUUCGUCUUCGUGCCGGGAGACAACGAUGGCUGGGUGUCCGCAUUCACAGGCGGCGCGGCCGUCCCGCUGCCGAGGAAAUCCGUACCAGAGUUGUUUACUUCUCGCAUCAGGCGAGCAUUCGCGUCAGCGAAUUCUGAGGCGGGAUUAUCUGGAGAAGGAAAAGGAGGAGAAGCAGUAUGGGCUACGAAUCCUGCUCGGCUGAGUCUCUUUGGACCAAACCACGAGAUUGUCCUUUUCAGGGACGAUAUCUCGGCUCGGCUGCGCCGUUCAUCAGUGCGACUGAAGGGGAAAGUCCCCGUCCAAGAGGAGACUGCUGCGGACGGAGACGUCACGAUGUCCGGCGCCAACGGGUCGUCUACUCCACAACCUGCCGAGGAUAUGGAUAUCGACUCCCAACCGCCACUCAUGUCUUCUCCCCCUCUACAGAAUCUCAACCUCGACGGUAGCGGUCCUAGCCGACCGCCCCAACAACGGCAACAACCACCACAAACCGAGCCACCACUACCAUAUGAUAUCCUCGCUGCCCGCAAGCUCGUUAAAACCAUCCUCGACCAAGGCUACCUGUCCCCCUUCCGUCCCUCCAUUCGCCCUGUGCACUGGGACUACACGUCCGCUCUUCAUCUGUACCCCUUACCAACAGCCCUAGUACUCGUGGACACAACAGCACCCGCAUUUUGUGUCACGUAUGAAGGGUGCAAUGUUAUGAAUCCGGGCCCAGUGCUAGUGCCUGGGAGAAAAGGGGUUGCGCGAUGGGUAGAGUAUAAUGUCGUCAGCGGGAAGGGCGGCAGGGUUAGGGAAUGUACUUUCUAA